AUGCUGGCCGCUGGAGAGAGCCACACGGUGCUACUCAGGAGCGACGGCACCGCCGCGGCCUGCGGCUGGAAUGAAGAUGGUCAGAACAACGUCCCGGCGCUGCCCGCGGGCCUGACCUACACGCAGGUCGCUGUUGGAUUUGGCCACACGUUGCUGCUCAGGAGCGACGGCACCGCCGUGACCUGCGGCUGGAGUGACGAUGGUGAGUGCGACCUCCCAGCGCUGCCCGCGGGCCUGACCUACACGCAGGUCGCUGUUGGAAUGGCCCACACGGUGUUGCUCAGGAGCGAUGGCACCGCCGCGGCUUGCGGCUGCAAUGACGAUGGUCCUGGUGAGUGCGACCUCCCGGCGCUGCCCGCGGGCCUGACCUACACGCAGGUCGCCGCUGGAGGGAGGCACACGGUGCUGCUCAGGAGCGACGGCACCGCCGUGGCCUGCGGCAGCAAUCAUGCUGGUCAGUGCGACCUCCCGGCGCUGCCCGCGGGCCUGACCUACGCAGCUCAUUUGUGUCCAGCGCUGCUCCUGCAGGUGUCGCUCGAUGGCGGCUCAAUGGUUUUCGUCACCAUCGGCGGGGUGGAGCGAUGCAGGAUCAGGGCGGCGCCCACCGCCCGCCUCGCAGACAUCUACCUCCAGCUCGUGGCCGAGCACCGCGCGGGCAGGCUGGGCCCCGGAGCCUGGCGCGUCGAGGCGAUCCUGCCGGGGGGCCGCCCGCUCAGCAGCGCCGCGGCCGAGGAGACGGUCGUCGGCGCAUUUCCCGCCGCAGCCGAGCCGCCGGCGCAGCGAAGGAGGACGGCGUUCGGAUAA
Molecule: messenger RNA, 804 nt
Organism: Prorocentrum cordatum
Lineage: Eukaryota; Dinophyceae; Prorocentrales; Prorocentraceae
Source: the annotation of a GenBank genome assembly